Molecule: messenger RNA, 1171 nt
Organism: Zychaea mexicana
Lineage: Eukaryota; Fungi; Mucoromycota; Mucoromycetes; Mucorales; Lichtheimiaceae
Product: GDP-mannose 4,6 dehydratase
Exons: 3
Biological process (GO): GDP-mannose metabolic process
Molecular function (GO): GDP-mannose 4,6-dehydratase activity
Source: RefSeq, a predicted model, not a curated record
GACAAGGGUUAUGAAGUGCACGGUAUUAUCCGUCGUUCGUCGUCGUUCAACACUGGCAGAAUUGAGCAUAUCUACAAGGAUCGCCAUGACCAAGAUGUCAAGUUCUUCCUCCACUACGGUGAUCUGACAGAUUCCACGUGCCUGGUGCACAUUAUUGCACAAAUCCAACCCACCGAAGUGUAUAACUUGGCUGCCCAAUCACAUGUCAAGGUUUCGUUUGACAUGUCUGAAUACACCGGUGAUGUCGAUGCCCUCGGCACGUUGCGUCUUUUGGAUGCCAUCCGCACCUGUGGUCUGACCGACCGUGUGCGCUUCUACCAGGCCUCCACCUCAGAACUGUAUGGCAAGGUUGUUGAGACCCCACAAAAGGAGACCACCCCCUUCUAUCCUCGUUCGCCCUAUGGUGUCGCCAAGUUGUAUGGCUACUGGAUCGUCGUCAACUACCGUGAAUCCUACGACAUGUAUGCCUGCAACGGUAUCUUGUUCAACCACGAAUCGCCCCGCCGUGGCCGUACUUUUGUCACUCGCAAGAUUUCCCGCGCUGUCGCCGAUAUUCACUUGGGUCGCCAGGACUGUCUCUACCUGGGUAACAUUGAUGCUAAGCGUGAUUGGGGUCACGCCCGUGACUAUGUCGAGGGUAUGUGGUUGAUGCUCCAGCAGGAAAAGCCCGACGAUUUCGUCUUGGCUACUGGCGAAACCCACACCGUCCGCAGCUUUAUCGAAAAGGCGUUUGCUGUCACUGGCCGCAAGAUUGUUUGGGAAGGUGAGGGUGUCAAUGAAGUGGGUAAGGAUGCUGAAACUGGCAAGGUCCGUGUCCGUAUCGAUCCCAAGUACUUCCGUCCUGCCGAAGUCGAACUGUUACUAGGUGAUCCCACCAAGGCGAACGAGAAGCUCAACUGGAAGCGCAAGGUCUCCUAUGACGAGCUCGUCACUGAGAUGGUCGUCGCCGAUAUCGAAGGAUCAUUAAAGAACGACACCUACAACUAAGUAGAAGUAAUCAUCGCAUCACUCUCUUUCCGCUACAUCCCACAAAAAACAAGCGAGCAUACAUACACACCAUAACAAAGUCAUACUAUGUAUUAACUCUUUCAUGAAUAAACUUUAUCAUCCUUUUAUCCAUCUUACCACGAGAAAAAUAAAAGGAUCAGCGCAACAUAAUGUUAGCCAAUCG